CACUGUGAGACCUCAUCAUGGCGGGGAUUCCUUACAUGAUUGGUCCAGGUGGGCAGCCCUUCCUUAUUGGACAGGUGCCAAUCAUCCAACAAAUCCCACCCCCACAGCAGCCCAUGCCACACCCCAUCCCUCAUCCCAUGCCACAACAACCAAAGCAGCCAGAUUAUAUGUCAGAGGAUAAACUACAAGAGAAAGCUCGGAAAUGGCAACAGUUACAGUCCAAGAGGUACAGCGAGAAACGGAAGUUUGGGUUUGUGGAUGCCCAGAAAGAGGACAUGCCUCCAGAACAUGUGCGGAAAAUAAUCCGAGACCAUGGAGACAUGACGAACCGAAAGUUCCGACAUGAUAAACGCGUGUAUUUAGGAGCGCUGAAGUACAUGCCACACGCAGUAAUGAAGCUGAUGGAGAACAUGCCCAUGCCGUGGGAGCAGAUCCGAGACGUCCGUGUUCUCUACCACAUCACAGGGGCCAUCACCUUUGUCAACGAAAUCCCCUGGGUGGUGGAACCUAUCUACAUCGCACAGUGGGGAUCAAUGUGGAUCAUGAUGAGGCGUGAGAAGCGCGAUCGUCGUCACUUCAAGCGGAUGAGGUUCCCUCCCUUUGAUGAUGAGGAACCUCCGCUGGAUUACGCUGAUAACGUUUUGGAUGUAGAGCCUCUGGAAGCCAUACAGAUGGAACUGGACCCGGACGAAGACAAAGCUGUGGUGGAUUGGCUGUACGACCACAAACCACUGCAGGACACAAAGUACGUGAAUGGGUCGACAUACAGGAAGUGGAACCUGACUUUGCCCAUCAUGUCUGUGCUGUACCGCCUGGCCAAUCAGCUGCUGACGGAUCUAGUAGACAACAACUACUUCUACCUGUUUGACCUUAAGUCCUUCUUCACAGCCAAGGCCCUCAACAUGGCCAUACCUGGAGGACCCAAGUUUGAGCCGCUGGUCAAAGACAAAGAAAUGCAGGAUGAAGAUUGGAAUGAGUUCAACGACAUCAACAAGAUCAUCAUUCGUCAGCCAAUCAGAACAGAGUACAGGAUUGCCUUCCCAUACCUGUACAACAAUAUGCCGUACAAAGUGCACUUGUCUUGGUACCACACCCCAAAUGUUGUGUACAUUAAAACGGAAGACCCAGAUCUGCCUGCCUUCUACUUUGAUCCUCUCAUCAACCCGAUCUCCCACAGACAUACUGUCAAGGGUGCUGAGCCGCUACCUGAUGAUGAUGAAGAGUUUGAGUUGCCAGAGUCCGUGCAGCCUUUCAUGCAGGACACCCCUCUCUACACAGACAACACAGCCAAUGGUAUUGCUUUGUUGUGGGCUCCACGACCUUUCAACCUCAGGUCAGGAAGGUCAAGAAGAGCCAUUGACAUUCCAUUGGUCAAAUCCUGGUACCGUGAGCAUUGCCCAGCAGCCAUGCCCGUCAAAGUGCGAGUCUCUUAUCAGAAACUCCUGAAGUACUAUGUCCUUAAUGCUCUCAAACACAAACCUCCCAAGGCACAGAAAAAGAGAUAUCUGUUCCGAUCCUUCAAAGCCACCAAGUUUUUCCAGACAACUCAACUCGACUGGGUGGAGGUUGGUUUACAGGUGUGUCGUCAGGGUUACAACAUGUUAAAUCUGCUGAUCCAUCGCAAAAAUCUCAACUACCUUCAUCUGGAUUACAACUUCAACCUGAAACCUGUCAAGACACUCACAACAAAGGAAAGAAAAAAGUCUCGAUUUGGGAAUGCCUUCCACUUGUGUCGUGAGAUUCUGAGGUUGACAAAAUUGGUGAUUGACAGCCAUGUACAGUACAGAUUAGGCAAUGUGGAUGCCUUCCAGCUCGCUGAUGGUAUCCAGUACAUCUUUGCCCACGUGGGUCAGUUGACGGGAAUGUACAGGUACAAGUACAAACUAAUGAGACAGAUCAGGAUGUGUAAAGAUAUCAAACAUCUCAUUUACUACCGCUUCAACACAGGUCCUGUAGGUAAAGGUCCAGGCUGUGGGAUCUGGGCGGCAGGCUGGCGGGUGUGGCUCUUCUUCAUGAGGGGUAUUACUCCCCUCCUGGAGCGCUGGCUCGGGAAUCUCCUGUCCCGACAGUUUGAGGGAAGACACUCCAAAGGCGUAGCGAAGACAGUCACCAAGCAGAGGGUGGAGAGUCACUACGACCUUGAACUCAGGGCAGCUGUGAUGCAUGACAUUCUGGACAUGAUGCCUGAGGGUAUCAAACAGAACAAAGCCAGGACCAUUCUACAGCACCUGAGCGAGGCUUGGAGAUGCUGGAAGGCCAACAUCCCGUGGAAGGUUCCUGGCUUACCUAUCCCCAUUGAGAACAUGAUCCUGAGGUUUGUGAAGGCCAAGGCUGACUGGUGGACCAACACAGCCCACUACAACAGGGAGAGAAUCAGGAGGGGAGCCACGGUUGACAAGACGGUGUGUAAGAAGAACCUUGGCAGAUUGACAAGACUCUACUUGAAGUCUGAGCAGGAGAGACAGCACAAUUACCUGAAGGAUGGUCCUUACAUCACAGCUGAAGAAGCCGUGGCCAUUUAUACCACGACUGUUCAUUGGCUGGAGAGCAGGAGAUUCUCACCAAUCCCAUUUCCGCCUCUGUCCUACAAACACGACACCAAGCUGCUGAUCCUGGCUCUGGAGAGGUUAAAAGAGGCAUACAGUGUGAAGAGCCGACUGAACCAGUCUCAGAGAGAGGAGUUGGGUUUGAUAGAGCAGGCGUACGACAAUCCUCAUGAGGCUCUGUCCAGGAUCAAACGUCAUCUCCUCACACAGAGAGCCUUCAAAGAGGUGGGCAUUGAGUUCAUGGACCUGUACAGCCACUUAGUGCCUGUGUAUGAUGUGGAGCCUCUGGAGAAGAUCACCGAUGCUUACCUGGACCAGUACCUGUGGUAUGAGGCAGACAAACGCCGUCUCUUCCCACCCUGGAUCAAACCCUCAGACUCAGAGCCCCCCCCACUCCUCGUCUACAAGUGGUGUCAAGGUAUCAACAACCUACAGGAUGUGUGGGACACAAGUGAGGGUGAAUGCAACGUCAUGCUGGAGUCCAAGUACGAGAAGAUGUACGAGAAGAUUGACCUGACCCUCCUCAACAGGCUGCUGCGACUCAUCGUCGAUCACAAUAUCGCUGAUUACAUGACAGCCAAAAACAACGUCGUCAUCAACUACAAGGACAUGAACCACACCAACUCGUACGGGAUAAUCCGAGGCUUGCAAUUCGCCUCAUUUGUUGUCCAGUUCUAUGGGUUAGUGAUGGACUUGCUGGUGUUAGGUCUGAACAGAGCCAGCGAGAUGUCUGGGCCUCCCCAGAUGCCUAACGACUUUCUCACCUUUCAGGAUGUGGCCACAGAGUCUGCGCAUCCCAUUCGACUCUACUCCCGCUAUAUUGACAGGAUCCACAUGUUCUUCAGGUUUUCAGCAGAGGAUGCCCGUGACCUGAUCCAACGUUACCUCACUGAACACCCCGACCCUAACAAUGAAAACAUCGUGGGCUACAACAACAAAAAGUGCUGGCCUCGUGACUCUCGCAUGAGGCUGAUGAAACAUGAUGUCAAUCUUGGACGUGCUGUGUUUUGGGACAUCAAGAACCGGCUGCCUCGCUCGGUGACAACCAUCCAAUGGGAAAACAGCUUUGUGUCGGUGUACAGUAAGGACAACCCUAACCUGUUGUUUAACAUGUGCGGUUUUGAGUGCCGUAUCUUACCCAAGAUCCGAACAAUGCAUGAAGAGUUCACACACAGGGAUGGGGUCUGGAACCUUCAGAACGAGGUAACCAAGGAGAGAACGGCCCAGUGUUUCCUCCGUGUGGACGACGAGUCUAUGGGACGAUUUCACAACCGUGUGCGACAGAUUCUCAUGGCCUCUGGAUCCACCACAUUCACCAAGAUCGUGAACAAAUGGAACACAGCUCUGAUUGGCCUGAUGACAUACUUCCGCGAGGCGGUGGUUAACACCCAAGACCUGCUCGAUCUUCUCGUCAAGUGUGAGAACAAAAUCCAAACCAGGAUCAAGAUUGGCCUCAACUCUAAGAUGCCCAGUCGUUUCCCUCCUGUGGUAUUCUACACGCCCAAGGAGCUGGGAGGACUGGGCAUGUUGUCUAUGGGUCAUGUGCUCAUCCCGCAGUCGGACUUACGCUGGUCGAAACAGACAGACGUGGGCAUCACUCAUUUCAGGUCUGGCAUGAGCCAUGACGAGGAUCAGCUGAUUCCUAAUCUCUACAGGUACAUCAUGCCGUGGGAGAGUGAGUUCAUCGACUCUCAGAGGGUCUGGGCUGAGUACGCCCUGAAGAGACAGGAGGCCAACGCCCAGAACAGGCGCCUGACCCUAGAGGACCUUGAAGACAGUUGGGACAGAGGAAUCCCUCGUAUCAACACCCUGUUCCAGAAGGAUCGCCAUACCCUGGCCUAUGACAAGGGCUGGAGGGUACGCACAGACUUCAAACAGUACCAGGUGUUGAAGCAGAAUCCGUUUUGGUGGACUCACCAGCGCCAUGACGGCAAGCUUUGGAAUCUGAACAACUACCGUACGGACAUGAUACAGGCCCUGGGAGGUGUGGAGGGAAUCCUGGAACACACUCUGUUCAAGGGCACCUACUUCCCCACAUGGGAGGGUCUGUUCUGGGAGAAGGCAAGUGGAUUUGAGGAGUCCAUGAAGUACAAGAAACUGACCAAUGCGCAGAGAUCCGGUCUGAACCAGAUCCCCAACCGCCGCUUCACCCUGUGGUGGUCACCCACUAUCAACAGAGCUAAUGUGUAUGUGGGUUUCCAGGUGCAACUUGAUCUUACAGGGAUCUUCAUGCACGGGAAGAUCCCCACCCUGAAGAUCUCCCUGAUACAGAUCUUCCGUGCCCAUUUGUGGCAGAAGAUCCACGAGAGUGUGGUCAUGGAUCUUUGUCAGGUUUUUGACCAGGAAUUAGAUGCUUUGGAGAUCGAAACCGUCCAGAAAGAGACCAUCCAUCCGAGGAAGUCGUACAAGAUGAACAGCUCGUGUGCUGACAUCCUCUUGUUUGCUGCCUACAAGUGGAAUGUCUCCAGGCCUUCCCUGCUUGCAGACUCUAAGGAUGUGAUGGACAGUGCUACCACACAGAAGUACUGGAUCGAUGUCCAGCUAAGGUGGGGUGACUAUGACUCGCACGACAUCGAGCGCUACGCCCGGGCCAAGUUCCUGGACUACACCACAGAUAACAUGAGUAUCUACCCCUCCCCCACGGGGGUGCUGAUUGCCAUUGACCUGGCCUAUAACUUACACAGUGCUUUUGGAAACUGGUUCCCAGGAUGUAAGCCACUCAUCCAGCAGGCUAUGGCCAAAAUCAUGAAGGCUAACCCUGCCCUCUAUGUGCUAAGGGAGAGAAUUCGUAAGGGGCUGCAACUCUACUCCUCUGAGCCCACUGAGCCUUACUUGAGUUCCCAGAACUAUGGAGAGCUCUUCUCUAACCAGAUCAUCUGGUUUGUGGAUGACACCAAUGUGUACAGGGUCACUAUACAUAAGACGUUUGAGGGUAACUUGACAACGAAGCCUAUCAACGGAGCCAUCUUCAUCUUCAACCCGCGGACAGGCCAGCUUUUCCUGAAAAUCAUUCACACAUCUGUCUGGGCCGGCCAGAAACGUCUGGGACAGUUGGCUAAGUGGAAGACAGCUGAGGAAGUAGCCGCUCUGAUUCGCUCCCUGCCCGUGGAGGAACAGCCCAAACAGAUCAUCGUGACCCGCAAGGGUAUGCUGGACCCUCUGGAAGUCCAUCUGCUGGAUUUCCCUAAUAUCGUCAUCAAGGGGAGUGAACUGCAAUUGCCAUUCCAAGCAUGUCUGAAGGUGGAGAAGUUCGGAGACCUGAUCCUGAAGGCCACAGAACCUCAGAUGGUCCUGUUCAACCUGUACGAUGAUUGGCUGAAAACCAUCUCUUCAUACACUGCAUUUUCUCGCCUGAUCUUAAUCUUGCGAGCCCUCCACGUGAAUAAUGACCGGACGAAGGUCGUGCUUAAGCCUGACAAGACGACGAUCACGGAGGCUCAUCACAUCUGGCCGUCGCUGUCAGACGAGGAGUGGAUGAAGGUUGAAAUGAGGCUCAAGGAUCUGAUCCUCGCAGACUACGGAAAGAAAAACAACGUGAAUGUAGCCUCUCUGACCCAGUCAGAAAUCCGUGACAUCAUCCUGGGUAUGGAAAUCUCCGCGCCCUCCGCACAGAGACAACAGAUUGCUGAGAUUGAGAAACAGACCAAGGAACAGUCACAGCUCACUGCAACAACAACACGGACUGUUAAUAAGCACGGAGACGAGAUCAUCACCUCGACGACCAGCAAUUACGAGACCCAGACGUUCGCCUCCAAGACAGAGUGGCGCGUGAGAGCGAUUUCGGCCACAAAUCUUCACCUGAGAACUAAUCAUAUUUAUGUAUCGUCUGACGACAUCAAAGAGACUGGAUAUACCUACAUUCUGCCAAAGAACAUCCUCAAGAAAUUUAUUAUCAUAUCAGACUUGAGAGCUCAGAUUGCCGGUUACCUGUAUGGAGUUAGCCCCCCUGACAACCCACAGGUGAAGGAGAUCAGGUGUAUUGUGAUGGCGCCUCAGUGGGGGACCCACCAAACUGUCCACCUGCCCAAUAUCCUACCCGAACACGAGUACCUCAAGGAGAUGGAACCCCUAGGCUGGGUACACACUCAACCCAAUGAGCUACCCCAGCUCUCCCCGCAGGACAUCACUACCCAUGCUAAAAUCAUGUCUGACAACCCUGUGUGGGACGGGGAGAAGACAGUCAUCAUCACCUGCAGCUUCACCCCAGGUUCCUGCUCUCUCACUGCCUACAAGCUCACCCCAUCUGGGUACGAGUGGGGCCGACAGAACACAGACAAGGGUAACAACCCCAAAGGUUACCUCCCUUCCCACUACGAAAAGGUGCAGAUGCUGUUGUCUGAUCGUUUCCUGGGCUUCUUCAUGGUCCCGGCCCAGAGUUCCUGGAAUUACAACUUUAUGGGUGUGCGUCAUGACCCCAAUAUGAAGUAUGAGCUCAUGCUGGCCAACCCUAAGGAGUUUUACCAUGAGGUUCAUCGACCUUCGCACUUCCUCAACUUUGCCGCCAUGGAGGAGGCGGACAACAUGGGUGCUGAUCGUGAAGAUUUGUUCGUGUGAUCGGUGGCAAAUCAUGCCACAGCUGCCAUCUUGGGCAAAGGAUUUUUUGGGGGGGUGAUAAGCGAUACAUCAUUCCACUGCCGACAUCUUCGUUGGAUUAUAUCCCUUAGCCACCAUCUUGAUCGAAGAACAUUUCUGUUUGUGCUUGGAAGACAUUAAUGUACAUGCUGUCAUUAUGUGUUUUGUGACAAACACAUAUCGUUGAUAAUAUUUAAUGGGAGACUCGACCUCGAACUACACAGAAGGUCCAUGUGACAGUAGUGUACUUCAUAUAUGUUUUAUGAGCAAACAUACACCGAUAACUGUGACAUAAUAAAGAGAAGAAUUAAUGAGUUCACAGCUUUGGGGUGUCUUGGUACAAGCCGGAAGGAGUUUUACAAGUUGCCCAUUGAUAUGUUUUUUGAUAAAUUGAUGUGGACCUUGAAUUUUGGGUCAGUUUUCAACAAUUCCGUUUUGUUUUGAAAUAUUCACCUUUGAAGAUUGACAUCCUCUUCCAUGGUAGACAUGGGAAGAGUUCGGAGGUGAAAAUUGGAAGAGAUUUGUCCCAUAUGUACAUAAUAAAAAUACUGCAGUCUAUCUAUUAAA
Messenger RNA from Liolophura sinensis, 7685 nucleotides. RefSeq names its product pre-mRNA-processing-splicing factor 8. NCBI's taxonomy places the organism in Eukaryota, Metazoa, Mollusca, Polyplacophora, Chitonida, Chitonidae. The coding region runs from base 18 to 7100 and encodes 2360 amino acids. Gene Ontology annotation, cellular component: catalytic step 2 spliceosome; U5 snRNP. The record is from RefSeq and is a predicted model, not a curated record. Gene Ontology annotation, biological process: spliceosomal tri-snRNP complex assembly; mRNA splicing, via spliceosome. Gene Ontology annotation, molecular function: U5 snRNA binding; U6 snRNA binding; metallopeptidase activity. The transcript is spliced from 43 exons.